Daphnia pulicaria is the source of this 1107-nucleotide messenger RNA. Its product is annotated as pollen-specific leucine-rich repeat extensin-like protein 3. The transcript has 4 exons. Bases 328 to 1017 code for a protein of 229 amino acids. NCBI's taxonomy places the organism in Eukaryota, Metazoa, Arthropoda, Branchiopoda, Diplostraca, Daphniidae. The record is from RefSeq and is a predicted model, not a curated record.
AUAAAAAAAAAUUCAAUUAUAUCACCUGCUGAGACGGCAGUAAUCACCAAACUCAAGACAAAAUAGUUUAACACACCCAUGACGGAACAACACAUCGCGCGUCCUUUGUGAUCCCUUUGGUAAUAGGAAAACCCACGUCUAUUGAAACGAACAACAAAAAAAGUUGUUAUGUUAUGCGACUAAGAAUUUUGUCUUAAGGUUGGAAUAAAUUCCAGCGGAAAUAAUUCUCCUAAGCCACGAUCUCGCGAGAAAAUCAUGUUUUUAUUAGAAAUACUUCACCUGUCGUUUUCAAGCUUCAUCAGUCGAAAAAGUUACCUUUGAACGGAAAUGAAACGCUUGCUGACUAAUCAGUUGCUAUUCUUCUUCCUGGCUGCUGUUGCCGGCCAAGAUGGCUCAACUCCCGAAGAGGUUUGUCCCUGUCAAGCCGAGGAUUCGUGCCAAAACGAUCGUCACAUUUUCGGUCGUGACGAACUAGACAUACAAAAAUUCGGACUAAUCCCGCCCUGUCGCAAUUCUGGCGAAAUUCCAUGUUGUCCACGUGAUCCGCCGCCGCCCAAAGAAACUAAAUUGACGCAAAAAGAUCUUGAAGGCUUCUCGCCGGCCGAGCUCGCCCAAUUAGGUAUCAUGCCCGAAGGUACCAUUGGAUCCUCUUCGCUACCAUUAGCUGAACAGCCGGAGCAGUCCAAGGUAAUCCAAGACAUUCAGCAACCGAUCGAUAUAACGCAACCAGGCGCAGCAUCGAUAGCUCCGCACGGCGCAACGGGUUUCGCCAGCAGCAACGCUCCAAAAGGACAUCCUCCUCAUCAACAGAAAUUACCAUAUCCUGUUCAGCAGCCGAAUCCACCUCCUAUGAUGCAGUAUCGACCUCCACCACCACCCCCACCCGUCUAUCAAAAACACGUUUACCCCACCUAUUACACUCCUCCACCUCCACCUCAAAUGUAUCGUCGUCCCGUCUACAAUUACCCCCCGCCCCCGAUGCGGCCGAUGUACAGACCUGCUUAUCAAAGGCAUUAGUACCGAAUUACUACCUGCAUGAAAAUAUUAAAUCUCGGUCGACUUUAUACCAAUGAGUUGUGAAUACAAUUUAUCAGAUCGUUGACCGUA